UUUCGUGUAAGACAGCGGAUGACAUUGUGAAGUGUGAAUAUUUAUGAUAUGAAAUAAACCGUAGACAGUGUCAGGAAUAAAUUUAUCCCUAUGUGAGUUUGGAAUAGUAAAGAAUUGAAGCAUAAAAGUUAUAAACAAACUCGAUUAAAAAGUCAGUUGUCGGUCAAGGUCAGACAACCCACCAGCAUCCAACUUCCAAGCAUUACUAGCCUGAAGGAAAUUAUAUAAGUUGCCCGAAAUAGUUGAACUGUUGAGGAGCCAGAUAUUAGAUUCACAGCUUAAGACUCAUCCUGCGUGUGUGACAUACGGUUUUACGGACACAUUGUCAGUGUGCGCGUGUGACAGCACAAUGCCAGCAUUAGAGGGCUUGACACCAGGACUGCCCCACCCCCAGGGCCUGUAUGAUCCCACCCUGGAGAGAGAUGCCUGUGGCGUGGGGUUUGUGGUCAAUAUUGACGGCUCUAAAUCCCACAAGGUUUUACGUGAUUCUCAGACAAUGUUGGAGCGCAUGGAACACCGCGGGGCGUGUGGAUGUGACAAUGACUCAGGGGACGGUGCGGGGGUUCUAACCGGAAUCCCGCACAAACUCUACGCCAGAAUCAUGAAGGAAGAGCAGGGGUUUGACCUUCCAGAGCCCGGAAAAUAUGCCACGGGUCUGUUAUUUGUGGACAGAAACCAGAUUGAGGAGGUCAAGGUCAUGUUUACAAAGAUAGCAGAGGACUUCCAACUCAAGGUACUAGCCUGGAGGAACGUACCUGUAGACAGCACUCAAAUUGGACGGGUUGCCAUGACAACAGAACCAGCCAUCAUACAGGUCUUUGUGACAGGAAAUGGUGACAAAGAGCAAUUUCAACGCGAGGUCUACCUGUUGAGAAAAUUCAGUUCUCAUCACAUCCCUAAGCAGAAUCUACGCUUUUACAUCUGUACUCUGUCUACAGAAACCAUUGUAUACAAGGGUCAGCUGAACACAGCCCAGAUCUGGCGGUACUUUCCCGACCUCUCUGACCCGGAGUACGAGACUCACAUCGCCCUUAUACACAGCCGAUUCUCCACCAAUACCUUCCCCAGCUGGGAGAGGUCACACCCCAAAAGGGUGCUGGCUCACAAUGGUGAGAUUAACACUCUGCGGGGGAAUAAGAACCUGAUGCGAGCGCGUGAGGGGGUGAUGCACAGCCACGUGUAUGGGGACCAGCUUCAGAAGCUGUAUCCAGUCGUAGAGGAGGGGAUGUCAGACUCUGGCUGUGUCGACAAUGUACUGGAGUUCCUGUGUAUGGCCGGCGGACGGGAGCUGCCUGAGGCUGUCAUGACAAUGGUUCCUGAGGCCUGGCAGAAUGAUAAAAACAUGUCUGCUGAGAAGAAGGCAUACUACCGCUGGAGCGCCUUCGCUAUGGAACCCUGGGACGGUCCAGCUCUGUUGACUUUCUGUGAUGGUCGUUAUGUGGGAGCUAUUCUGGACAGGAACGGACUGCGACCUUCACGAUUUUACGUCACCAAGGACAACGUGAUGUACAUGGCGAGUGAAGUUGGCGUGAUUGACAUUCCUGCAGCAGAUGUCGUUCAGAAGGGUCGACUGAAGCCUGGCCGUAUGUUACUUGUGGACACGGAGGAGCAGACCUUUAAGAGAGAUGAGGUCAUUAAGCACCACCUAGCCGCCCUCAGACCCGUCUCCAAGUGGCUCCAGGAACAAACGAUGUCACUGGAGGAGAUGAGAAGGUCAUGUGACCCAGCGUCCUUAGCCCCACCCACGUACGAGCUUCGUGAGACGACCCAUGAGAGCUGGCUACAGAAGGACCCCAGGAUCUCCCUGUUUGGGUAUACACUGGAGAUCAUUAACCUGCUGGUCUUACCUAUGGUCAAAGACAGGAAGGAAGCCCUAGGUUCUAUGGGUAAUGACGCCCCCCUGGCCUGCCUGUCUAAGUUUAACCCUCUGAUCUUCGACUACUUCAAACAACUAUUUGCCCAGGUCACUAACCCACCCAUUGACCCCUUUAGGGAAAAGAUUGUCAUGUCAUUGGCAUGCCCAGUGGGACCCGAGGCCAACAUCCUGGAACCAAGUGAAGAACAGUGUCAGAGACUCUGGCUGGAACAACCCAUACUAUCACUGACUGACCUCCAGGUGUUAAAGGCCGUCAAUCACAGAGGAUGGAAGAGUAAAGUGAUUGACAUUGUAUUUCCACUGGAGAAGGGAGGAGAUGGGCUUGUUCCGGCUCUACAGAGCGUUUGUCAGCAGGCAGCUGAGGCCGUUACACAAGGAUACAAACUGAUCAUCCUGUCUGAUCGGAAAACAGGCUCUGACACCGUACCAAUACCGUCCCUACUGGCAGGGGGAGCAGUUCACCAUCACCUGAUCGAGCAGAAACUACGACUCAAGGUCGGCAUUGUCAUGGAGACAGGGGAGGCCAGAGAGGUCCAUCACCUGUGUACACUGCUGGGCUAUGGUGUGGAUGCCAUUUGUCCUUACCUUGUGUACGAGACAGUCGCUCGUCUGAGAGGUCAUGGUCUACUGAACCCCCCGCUCUCUGAUGAUGAGGUGUUUGACAGCUACCAGGCCGCCUGUGCCCGCGGAAUCUCCAAGGUCAUGGCCAAAAUGGGAAUAUCCACUCUCCACAGUUACAAGGGGGCACAGAUCUUUGAGGCUCUGGGACUCCAUGACGAGGUGGUUGACAUGUGCUUUAGAGGAACGGCCUCCAGGAUUGGUGGGGUCACAUUCAAAGAACUCGCCACAGAGGUGAUGAAUCGUCACAGCCUGGCGUACAGCGUGCCUGACGUGGACCAGUAUACUGUGAUGAACCCCGGACUGUACCACUGGAGGGACGGGGGGGAACAGCAUAUGAAUGACCCCCUCAGUGUGGCUAACUUACAGGAUGCAGCCAAAAACAACAGUAAGACGGCGUACCAGAAGUUCUCGGAGUCCGCGUGGAGGAGCGCGGUCAGAUGUUCUCUCCGUGGACAGCUGGACUUUACCAGCCGGGACGGACCCAUCGACGUAUCGGAAGUGGAACCUGCUCAGGAAAUCGUCAAACGCUUCUGUACAGGUGCAAUGAGUUUUGGCAGCAUUUCUAUUGAGGCCCACACCAGUCUGGCAGUGGCGAUGAAUCGUAUCGGGGGGAAGUCAAACACGGGGGAGGGGGGAGAAAACGCCGACAGAUACCUCAACGAAGACCCACAGUUCAACAAACGAUCCAAGAUCAAGCAGGUGGCGUCAGGAAGAUUUGGAGUCACAAGUUCAUACCUGACAAACGCUGAUGAACUCCAGAUCAAAAUGGCACAGGGUGCAAAACCGGGCGAGGGGGGUGAACUGCCGGGACACAAGGUGUCUAAAGAUAUCGCCAAAACUCGUCACUCAAUCCCCGGGGUGGGGCUCAUCAGUCCGCCCCCUCAUCACGAUAUCUACUCCAUUGAGGACCUGGCAGAGUUGAUAUAUGACCUGAAAUCCUCCAAUCCUAAUGCUAGGAUCAGUGUAAAACUAGUGUCUGAGGCGGGAGUGGGAAUCAUCGCAGCAGGAGUUGCCAAGGGUAAAGCUGAACACAUCACAAUCUCGGGACACGAUGGAGGUACUGGGGCGAGUUCUUGGACAGGGAUCAAAAAUGCUGGGUUACCAUGGGAACUGGGAAUCGCCGAAACACACCAGAUCUUGGUGAUGAAUGACCUCAGGUCAAGGGUCGUACUACAGGCUGACGGCCAAAUUCGGUCAGGGCGUGAUGUGGUCAUCGCCGCUAUGCUCGGGGCGGAUGAAUACGGAUUUUCCACGGCUCCCCUGAUUGCACUAGGGUGUACCAUGAUGAGGAAGUGUCACCUCAACACCUGUCCUGUAGGCAUAGCAACACAGGACCCAGUUCUCCGGGCUAAGUUUGCCGGUAAACCGGAGUAUGUGGUGAAUUAUCUGUUCCUGCUGGCUGAGGAGAUCCGUGAGAUUCUGGCCAAGCUCGGCUGCCGAAGUCUACAGGAAGUGAUCGGGUGUACGGAGCUCCUUAAGUUUUCUCCUGACCCCCACAACCACAAGGCCAAGCUGCUGGACUUCAAGAUGAUUCUGAAGAACGCCCUGACCCUGAGACCUAACACUAACAUAGUGGGGGGCAGUGUCAGCCAGAUAUUUGACCUUCACAAGCGAUUGGAUUAUAAAGUGUUGGAGAAAUGUCGCGAUGUCAUUGAUGGUAAACAGAAGAGUGUGACACUGGACAUGGACAUCUGUAAUGAAGACCGAACCUUUGGAGCCACUCUCAGCUACUACAUAUCUAAGAAGACAGUGGAGGAUGGUCUACCAGAGGGCAGCAUCAACAUCAGCCUGAAGGGCUCCGGGGGUCAGAGCUUCUGCGCCUUCCUGGCCCGGGGAGUACAUGUCAUCCUAGAAGGGGACGCUAACGAUUACGUAGGAAAGGGUCUGUCUGGAGGAGAGGUGGUCAUCUUCCCCCCUAAGGACUCGGUGUUUAACUCGGUGGACAACAUCAUUGUGGGUAAUGUGGUGCUGUACGGAGCCACGUCAGGGAAGGCAUUCUUCCGAGGACAGACGGCUGAGAGGUUCUGUGUCAGGAACUCAGGGGUCACCGCCGUGUCAGAGGGCUGUGGAGAUCACGGGUGUGAGUACAUGACAGGGGGGCGUGUCCUGAUUCUGGGACUGACCGGUAGAAACUUCGCCGCCGGCAUGUCAGGAGGACUGGCCUUUGUUUAUGACAAACAGAGAGUGUUUGAGUCUAAGUGUAACAAAACGUCAGUAGACCUGGAGAGUUUGGAAUUGUCGGAAGACUGUGAGUUUAUACAGGACCUGCUGAAGGAGUUCCACCUGAAAACGGGAUCUGUACAGGCACUCAACAUCCUAGAGAACUGGGGUCAGGAGAAGCAGUACUUUGUUAAGGUGUUUCCACAGGAGUAUCGGCGGGCUCUGAGAGAGAUGGCUGAGGAAGAAGCCGCCAAGAAAAACCUGAUAAACGGCGUGAUCAAUGGAGAGGAGGAAGGACAGGAUUACGAUGAAGACGAGAUCGAGGAGACGGAGAAAAAAGACACGGGCAAGAGUAAGGUGAUAGAUAUUGAGGAGACAGUUCCUAACGCUACACAAAACCAGAAGAACUUGGAGAAACUAGACAAACUCAGAGGUUUUAUGAAGUACAGUCGAGCCAACUACCAAUACAGAGAUGCCAAAACCAGACAGAAGGACUGGAAGGAAAUCUACAACCAUAAAGUGGUGAAAGACGGACUCAAAGUCCAGGCAGCUAGGUGUAUGGACUGCGGUGUACCGUUCUGUCAGUCACAUGAUGGUUGUCCCCUCAGUAACAUUAUUCCAAAGUGGAACGACCUUGUCUUCAAGGACGAUUGGAAGGAUGCCUUGAAUGAACUUCUACAGACCAACAAUUUCCCAGAAUUCACUGGGAGGGUGUGCCCCGCCCCUUGUGAGGGAGCCUGCGUACUGGGUAUUAACUCUCCGGCCGUCACCAUUAAGAACAUCGAGUGCGCCAUUAUUGACAACGCUUUUGAGAUGGGAUGGAUAAAACCUGAGAUUCCUCACACUCGCACCGGCAAAAAGAUUUCCGUGAUCGGGAGCGGACCAGCGGGGCUAGCCGCAGCCGCCCAGCUUAACAAGGCCGGUCACACAGUGACAGUGUACGAGAGGAACGAUAGAGUAGGGGGUCUACUGAGAUACGGGAUCCCCACGAUGAAGCUGGGCAAAGAUGUGGUACAGAGACGUGUGGACCUGAUGACAGAGGAGGGAAUUACAUUUGUCUGCGGACAGGAAGUGGGGAAAGACUUGUCAGCCGGUAAAAUAAUGGAGGAGAGUGACGCCAUGGUCCUAGCCCUGGGGGCCACCUACCCCCGCGAUCUACCUAUACCAGGGAGGAAUUUGAAUGGUAUUCACUUUGCCAUGAGUUUCCUGGAGACAUGGCAGAAAGUUCAGAGUGGGAACGAGAUGGACUACCUUAAGCUGUAUGCCAAAGACAAAGACGUCGUGAUCAUAGGGGGUGGGGACACGGGGUGUGACUGUAUUGCCACCUCCCUCAGACAGGGAGCCCGGAGUAUAACAUCUUUUGAGAUUCUCCCCCCUCCUCCUCCCACACGGGCGGAUAACAAUCCCUGGCCCACCUGGCCCCGCGUCUUCAAGGUCGAUUACGGACACGAGGAGGUCAAACUUAAGUUUGGAAAAGACCCCAGGAUCUUCAACAUCAAAAGCAAGGAAUUUGUGGAUGAUGGAAAAGGCAAUGUGAGUGGAAUCAAAACAAUGAAAGUGGAAUGGAAGAAAGACGAGGCGGGUCGCUACACAAACAUGUCUGAUGUAGCAGGAUCGGAGGAGUUCAUUAAGUGUGACCUAGUUCUGCUGGCGAUGGGAUUCCUGGGGCCGGAGAAGAAGAUCGUGGACGAACUGAAGGCCAAGCUAGACCCCCGCGGAAAUCUGGAGACCCCCCGAAAUAAGUACUCCACAAGUAUCCCAAAGGUGUACGCUGCUGGAGAUUGUAGGCGUGGCCAAUCACUUGUGGUGUGGGCGAUCUCUGAGGGCCGACAGGCGGCCCGCCAGGUUGACCUUGACCUGAUGGGGUCAACCAGUUUGGCGGGGCCGGGAGGAAUUGUGUAUCAGCCCGAGCAGUGAUUGACAGAGUGGGCGGGGCCAGGACAGGACAGCAAGGGGAGGGAAUCCUCAAAGAGAGGUCACCGUGUACCAACAAAGGGGAAUAACCAGUUGUCAGAAGUUUUCAUUGUCAACAGUUAAACAUUUUGUGAUUCUAAAUAGAAACAUUUAAGUUGUAAAUUUUUUGUGUAAAGCAGGGAGCUUUGAUCAUGUACAUGUAACAGGUGCGAAUCUCAUUGUAAUUGUAUUUGAAAUUUUGUCUUUAUUAGCGCUUAUAGAAAGGUUUAAUAUGAAAAAAUGAUUGAUUAUACAAAGACCUUAUAAAAAUGAUGCAUCUUUUGUCAAUAAUUAUGAAAAUGAUGGAUUGGUUUACAGAAAUUUACUACUUGUCAAAUAUGUUUAGAAAAGUUUACUUCUUACUCCCGCAAGUAUCAUGGUGUCAGUUGUUUGUUGUUAUUCAAAUAAUAGUGUGAUGUUAAUAUUUUUUAUACAUAGUGUAGAUUAUGAAAACAUAUACUUCUCUAUGAAUUUAAUCUUGUUUAAUUUUUAAGAAAUAUAUUUUGUUUAACUUAUAUAUCAAAGUCACUGAAAGUAUGCUGGUAGGGACAGGAGAAGUUGGUGCACGUUGAAUUUGUAAAGAUUUUAUACCAAGAAGAUAGCUUAUAUCCAGUAUUCCUUGUUGUAAAUUUGAAUUGAUACCAUAUAUUAAGCAGAAUUUUCAGUGAGGAUGUAUUUUUUACAUUAUAUUAGUGAGGGUGUUGAGAUCGUUAAAUUUGAAUAUUGCUAAAAAUUCAAUGCAUUUUAUUUUUAAUAGCUUCUUAAGUGAGAUUUUGAAAUCACUAAAAUUACUUCUCGCUAAAAAUAAAAUACCAUUUGUUAAAGACAAAUCCCUAAUUUGGAGACUCACUAAAAUUUCCACUUGUAGGGUGGGUAUUCACGGAAAAAAUGUAAUUCCGAGUUGUUUUAUACAGCAAGUCUGUUCCUGCUGGGAAGGGUAAACUACACAAUGCAUGUUUUGUAAAUGAUCACACUGAACAUUAUUACUGGGCAAGCCUGUUAUUGAAUCUUAUUUUCAUGGUUGUUUUUGAUGUUUUCAUUCACAGGCCCUACUCUGUUGUUCCUUUGUUUACAAGAUUUUAGUUUUAUCCCUGUAACAUAUGUGUGCUUUUAAACUUUUAUUUUAUCAAUGCAAAUGUAAGCUCUUGUCACAUUUUAACAGUUAACAGUUGGUUAGUAGGGUAAAAGUUAUGUGUUAUAAAAACAAAGUAGUGGGCCAUGGCAUAAAUUAUAUGUAUACUAGUCUAUAAUAACUAUAGAUCAUUUACAUAGAAGACAGAAAAAUAUCAUUAGUAUUGUUACAUGUUGUCUAAGGUUGAAGAAAUGUUACUGGUAGAUAAACACUAAGACAUGGACAGAUCAAGCCUGGCUUUCCUAUCAUAGGGUAAAUUUCCUCUGAGGUCAAAUAAAGAUUGAAUCACCAAACAAUGUAUUCAGGGUACAUUACAGUAACUGAGGAACAUACUGUCACUCUCUAAUAUUACUUUUCCAUAUUCUUAGACUAAGGAGCCUCGAAGAGAGGAAGGUUUUUUUUGUUGUUGUUCUUAGUUUUGUUUUUCUUUUUGUUUUGUUUUGUUUUUAUUGAAUCUUUUCUGUGUUUUGAUAAAAUGCACUUUUAUGGAACCAAAAACAGGAAAGGUUUCCAUCUGCAACUUUUAUUUCAUUCCACUCUCUAGCAUAUUUUAUUACAAGGUGUGAUAUUUUGCCAAACUGAGUACAUAUUAAGUAAUGAUAUUACUGUUGUUUGACUUGGUGACUGAGUUUGACUGCUAUAGACAGACGGAGAUAAUUCUGGAUAACUUAGAACAGGGCCUAUCUGCUGUAAAUCACUGUAAAUAUUGGCAACACCUUAUUCUCACACGAUAAUCAUUAACUCUUGAUAAGCAAGACAAAAUUUUCAAGUUUGUGGUUGUUGCUCUAUAUUAUCUUAAGGAAUACUAUUUUAUGUGAGAAUUAAAUUUUUAUGAGCACAAUUUCUCAUGCAAUUAUGCAAAAAUUAAGUUAUAAUUAGAUGCACCUAUAAAAAGUGAUUUACAGUAUACAUUGUAUACCCAAACAAUAUGUCUGUUAUAACAAGUUGACAAAAAGUUAAUUGUGCUUCAAAUGCAAAUUCCUGAGAGUGAAACUUCCUGAUUUACGUGUUUGUUGAACACCUUUUUAAAGGCUUAUUUAAUCUUGCAAGAUAAUUGUGUCAAUGAUACUUGAUUUCUUACUACACAAAAAUUAAAUUAAAAUGCAUAAUAAAAUGUUUACUACAGCAGUAUAUUCAAAAUGGUUUAGUGAUUAAAUGCCAGUGUGUUGUUUUUGCAUAAUAAAAAGUCAAUCAUUG
Molecule: messenger RNA, 8939 nt
Organism: Saccostrea cuccullata (small rock oyster)
Lineage: Eukaryota; Metazoa; Mollusca; Bivalvia; Ostreida; Ostreidae
Exons: 47
Coding region: 350-6574 (2074 amino acids)
Molecular function (GO): FMN binding; flavin adenine dinucleotide binding; glutamate synthase (NADH) activity
Source: RefSeq, a predicted model, not a curated record